AUGGUCGUCUACGGCAUGACAAUGGGAUAUCAUACAGGGCAGACAGAACUGGCUCACUUCGCAGUGAAGUCAAGAAACGUGACAAACUACGUGACGAUAGUGGACCGACGGUUUUAUAAGGGAAACCCGUAUGAAGCGAGACGACGUCUUGACAGCGACGAUCGUUUGAACGAGUCUAACCUGGAUUCCAUACUCGACUUAUAUGACACUCGACCUCCAACUACUACGAAUGCCCAUGCUGAGACGCCUAUAGUUAUAGAGUUCACUGAAAGACUAUCUAAUAGUACUGAACCAGUUUCGGCUGAAAAAUUUGACUCCAAGAAGAAUAUAGGACGACUUCGCCGAUCGAAAGAUAACAUUUUUAAGAACAUCAAAAUAUCCUUUUGGCGUCCAUAUAAAAAGGAAGAACAACAGAAAAAUGAUAAAAUAAAA
Iphiclides podalirius (scarce swallowtail) is the source of this 432-nucleotide messenger RNA. The record is from the annotation of a GenBank genome assembly. NCBI's taxonomy places the organism in Eukaryota, Metazoa, Arthropoda, Insecta, Lepidoptera, Papilionidae.